Stegodyphus dumicola is the source of this 8464-nucleotide messenger RNA. RefSeq names its product ras-related C3 botulinum toxin substrate 1-like. Gene Ontology annotation, biological process: small GTPase-mediated signal transduction. The record is from RefSeq and is a predicted model, not a curated record. Gene Ontology annotation, molecular function: GTP binding; GTPase activity. Lineage: Eukaryota; Metazoa; Arthropoda; Arachnida; Araneae; Eresidae.
UUUAUUUUUAUGGGUGGAUCAUCUGGCUUGAAGUUUUUUCCAAAAAUUCACCGGAAUCUUUGUUGGGGAUACCGAAAUUGUAUCAAUCGGGGAAAGACGCCGUGGAAGAAGAAACUUUGUAUUGCUCUUUGAGACUGCCAGUUUUUUGUACAAAAAUUUCUAAUGCAGAGGGCGCCUGCAGGUAGUGUAUCAUCCGGAAGACCUAUAAAAUGUGUCGUCGUUGGCGAUGGGACUGUGGGGAAAACUUGCAUGCUGAUAUCGUAUACAACAGAUAGCUUUCCUGGGGAAUAUGUUCCAACAGUAUUUGAUAACUAUUCUGCUGCCAUGAUGUGUGAUGGAAUACCAGUCAGUUUAGGUUUAUGGGAUACUGCUGGACAGGAAGAUUAUGAUAGGCUUAGACCAUUAUCAUACCCUCAGACUGAUGUCUUCCUCAUAUGCUUCAGUGUGGUUAGUCCAUCUUCAUUUGAAAAUGUUACCUCAAAGUGGUAUCCUGAAAUUAAGCACCACUGUCCUGAUGCCCCUAUCAUUUUAGUGGGAACAAAAAUUGACCUGCGGGAAGAUAAAGAAACUUUACAAUUAUUAAGUGAACAAGGUUUGUCUCCAAUCAAAAGAGAGCAAGGUCAAAAACUGGCUUCAAAAAUAAGGGCUGUUAAGUACCUUGAAUGUUCAGCUCUCACACAACGAGGCCUUAAGCAGGUUUUUGAUGAAGCUGUCAGAGCUGUAUUACGUCCAGAACCACAAAAAAGGCAACAAAGGAAAUGCAAGCUUGUGUAGCCUUCAUGUUAUAUAUAAACUAUAGAAUAUAUAAAUAUGAAAUUACAUUGCAUAUGUUGAAAAGCAAAUUCACAAGGUAAUGAGUCAUCUCAUGUUCAGCCUAAUAUAUUUUAUAUUUUGAAACAUCGUGAAAUGCAUUUAAUUUGAGGGCUGAGGGAAGUGUGACAUGAGCAAUGAUAAAUUUAAGCUGCCAAAGAUUUUUUUUUCCAGUUUUCCCAGACUGUUUAUGAUUUAGAUAAUGGAAAUUUAUAUUAAUUUUAUUUGUUUAGAUGCUUUAUUUUUGAAGAAUUAUUGUUUUAUUAAAUCCCAAAGUUUUCACGAAGUUCCUAUAAUAUUCAUUUUAAUAUUAUUUAUGUUAAAAGAUGUAUUUCACCUAGCAAAUCGAUUUCCAAAUUUAUGUUUACUUUUUCUAAGAAAUUUCCUUUAAAGUGCUUUUUGCACUUUUUUCAGCCCAAGGCACACUGAUGCAUCAACAAUGAAUUCAGUUUUCGUAUUUUGUCUGCUGUGGAUUAUUUUUUAUGUGUUCUUGUACUGUGUUUUAAUGUCUUGAUCUCUAAAACUUGCACAUGUGUGGUUUUUAAUUACUAAGAUUAAGUUAACACUAUUGCUUUGAAAUAAUUACUUUUGUAAUUGAUUUCUUUUGUUUACUUACAUAUAUUUUUUUUUAAUAUUUGCAAUUAUUUUAUGCAGUUAUAAAUUAAUUUAUCAUGAUUUCAAUUUAUUGCAAUUAUUUAUGCAUUUAUGAGGGUUAAUUAUAUGACCAGCUUCAAUUUUUGUGCAUUAUAAGAUCUGUUAUAAUUAUGUAAAACAAAUUUUGCAUUUUAUGUUUUGGAAUAUAUAUUUGUGAAAUAGCAAUUAUAGGUAUGUAAUGGAUAUGUAGUUAUCUUAUUUUUCAAUUUUGUAAUGAUAGGUAAUUUAAGGAGAUUUUAUUUUAUAAUAUUGCCUUGAUAUUUUUAAUUGUGCAUUGUAAUGUUUAUUUUUUCUUUAUUUCACAAGAUUAUUUUGCUUACAGCUUAUAAUAUUUUACUUAUAUGAAAUUAAUAGCAAUAUUUUCUGCAGCCCCCCCGAAAAGGAAAAAUUUUGUUUUGUUGUUAAAGUAAGGAUACAUAUAGUUUAAACUUUGAAGCAGAGUUUUGAAUCUUAAUAUAUAGUUUAUGCUGUGCUUGGAAUUAUAUAAAAAAUAAAAGCAACUCUUUAGUACGUAAUAUGAUGGUGCAUUUAUUAUUUAUUAAAAGCACUGCAGAAUAAAAGUAAUGCAUUAUGAACAAAACCAAAUCAACCGUGAUUAUUCAGAAAAUAUAUUGAGGUUUUUAUUCAUAUCGCCAUUUUUAUGUAUAAUUGAAAAUAGAUAGAAUUCUUCAUUUAUAUUCCUUGAUUAAUAAUAUACAUUUCUCAAAAUAUUGCUUUCAAAAUUUUGUUUAUUUUGGUUGCUUGGAUUUAUUUGAGUAUUUACAAGUUGUACCUGAACUUAGUCAUAAUUUAUCUUCUUUCAUAUUUUAUUGAAGUUUGGAACUGCAAAAACUGUAUUUCAUUUGAAUGCAGUUCCUCCGUUCACUUUUUUUCAUAUAUGAUUGCAAGAGAAAUUUUUUGAAUGAGCAUUUUGUAGGUUAAUUAAGAGAUGGUAGAUGUAUUAUGAUUUGUGCUGAAUUAAAAUGACUGUUUAAAUUUGUGCUUUCCAUAACAUAUUACUGCAUCAGGGAUGCCAUUACCUUCAGUAUACUUCUGAUAAAAACUUAUUAUAUAUAAAUGAGAGCAUGAUUAUAAUAUAUUACUAUAAGUUUUUAUCAUAAACUUAUUAUAUGAUAAAAACUUAUAGUAAUAUAUUAUAAUCAUGCUCUCUUAAUCCCUUUUAUAAAUUUCAAAACAAAAUAAGUAACUUCACAAUUUUGCUGUAAAAAAUCAGAACUAAGGUUUCAAUUUAAUUUUGUUAUGAAUUUCUCGUUUUAGAAUUAAUGAUUUCAUCUUUAUCAGAAUCUGAAAUUUUUCUGAUAUGUAAUCUGCAUCAUUUUUGAAGGUUUAUAUUACCUUUGAGAUAGUAUACACUUAUAUAUAUAUAGAUAGAAGAUAUAAACUUCUUGAAUGGAAAAAGAUUUGAGUAUUGAAAAAAUUUUCUCACUUUUUGUAUAAGUGUUUGCACUGGCUCUCAAAACUUUAUUCCAAGUACUUUAAUGAAAUAUAUCCCUUCUUUCAAAGAUAUUUUUAUAUCUUUUUAGUUUAAAUCAAAAAUAUUUCUUUGCAUUAUUUAUGUAUGAAUUAAUAAACAGUCAAAUGGUGUUUGUGUAUCUGUGAUUCCAUAUAGAAAAUUUUAGUGCACUUCAUAAGUAUUACAUUUAAAUUAAUGUGAAUUUUCUUGUAAUAAUUGUUUUUUAAAAAUGUAAAGAAGGGGAAUUCAUUAUUUAUAUGGAAUUUAAAAGUUGAUGGAAUGCAUAAUUUGCAUUAAAUAUCAAACUUCCUUAGCUCUCCAGUUUCUUUUGGUAAAUAAUGCAGAAAUAUAAAACAAAAUAUGUGACUUUUUAAUUUUAUGUAAGUGAAACAAAUAACUAUUUUAUAUUAUGUUAAUAGAAAUGAAGCUUUUUACUUCCACAAUAUUUCAUUGUGUUGUUACAAAAAUGGUGCUGUAGAACAUUGGCAUUCCCUGUUGCAUCUGUAAAGCUCAGUUUUGCUUUUGUUCACAAUUUUUUUUCUAUUAUUCAGUUCCUCUUGCAUUUUAAAUGGGUAAUUGCUAUGUCUUUUCUUUGCAUUAAAAAGGUUUUUAAUGAAGUGAAAAUGUGCAACUGUAAUUAUUUAACAGUGAAUUACUUUAAUUUCUCUUAUCUUUUUUUGUGAUGCAUCAAUAAAACAUUGUUGAGUCAAAUAAGUUGUAUGUUGUUAGAAUUUAUUUUUGGGAAAGAAUAAUCCUUUUUAAAAUGCCAUUAAUAAGUAUACAUCUUUCUUGCAAGUCAUUUAUUGCAUUGAUGUUGAAACUCACUGCUGUGCCAUAAUAUUUAGAGCAUUCGAAAUGCUGUUUUCCGAGUGUCCAUUGUCACAAUGGAUCGUUGUUACAUAGAAGGAGGCUAUAUAUAAGCAUGGGUAUAAAUUAACACACUUUGUGUAAAUGUGGCCAUAACUGUACCAGUUUCUGUUAUAAUAUCAGUUAAAUUUUAUAUUUUGUUAAAAUUUUUAUUAGAUAAUUAGGUUUAUUUAAAAUAAAUGCUUCUAACAAAGAAGUUUGGAUUAGCUGCCAUUAUAAAUAUAGUCUGUAUGAAAAAGAUGUUUCUCUAAAUGCAUAUUUAAAACUGGAAAAUCAGCUUUCAAAUGAAUUUUUCCCCAAUCAGUUGUAUUUUUAAAAUUCACUGAUCACAAAUUAUAUAUAUGUAUGUUUUAAGGGACUGAAUGGAAUGUUUUGUCUGUGCUGAGAUAAUUUGUCUGUGCUAUUACAUAUUUAUUAUUAAAUUUCUCAUAAAAAUAAAAUUUAAUGCUUUUGUCAAUCUCAAAGGGAAAGUUAUUACAAGAUUCAUUUGAAUUUUCACAUUAUAUAUAUAUAUAUAUAAAAUCUGUUGUUAUAUUAUUAUAUAUGAACUAUGGUGAAAAGGAAAAUAUGUUCUGCACAGUUAUAAACUUUUAACAUGAACUUUAUUGACACCUUCAUAUAGACUUUUGUAUCAUUGCUCUAACAAUACAAAUUAUAUAUAUAUAUAUAUAUCAAGUCAGAUAUGCUUUCAGUAUGAUUUUUAUUUUUUGUAUGUCGUUAAAGCUUCUUAUAUUGUAAAUAUCUUUCAUAAAAAUAGUUGGCCAAUGUAGUGCUUGAAAUAUUUAUAAAAACGUGUCAUGUAUAUCAUGCACUAUUGUAUAAGGUGUCCCUAUCACAAAUCUACUGGUGCUGUUCAUUAUUAUGUAUUAUUCACUAUACAUCAUUUUACAUUUCAUUUUUCUACAGUUUCUUAUCAGUGUGAGGGCUCUUUUGUCCAGAAAUGUUCAAAAUUAUUCCUUUCUGAGCACUAAAAAGUAAGAAGAAAGAAAAAAAAAAAAAAAAAAAAAAAAAAAAGAAUUUUUAUUAAUUAAGCAAAAUACUGUUUUGCUAGAGUAUUUAUUAUAUUUUUACAAGUCAUAGCUGUAUACAUUGUACUAGUGAUCAUGCUGUCCAGAUAUCAUUAAUAUUCACCAUUAGCGACUAAUGUUUUUUAUGAAUAUGAUGCCAAUAAUGAUAGCAAAAUUCAUGCUAUUUAUUUAAAACAUAUCUGAAUAUUUACAUUUCAGAAGUUUAUUUUUUAUGUUUGUAUUUAUGAUAUCCCUUUAGGCAGAAAAAAUUGUGGGUAUAGUUAAAAUUUGGGUGAGAAAUUUAAAAUUGAUUUUAAUCUUCCUCUUAUUAUUUUGCAAAAUUUGUAUAUCUAAAGUUUUUUGAAAGCUGGAAUUUCAGAAGUUUAAAUUAGUUUUCCUUUGAAAUACGCAGGUUUAAUGCAUGGGCACAAUUGUAAAUAAUUUUGUUUGGUAAGGUAUUAAAAAAAUAUUUCAGAAUUUUACCACAAUUUAAAUGCUAGAUCAAGAUAGUUAAGAAAAAAUAAGUAUGUCAUCAAUAAACUAGACUAUUUUAUUCUUUAUUAUGCUAAAUACAGAUAUCAAGAAAAAAGUUUUAAGAUAGUUCCCAAACAAUUGGAUUUCAUACGAUGCCAUUUAUUUUGAAAGAAAUGUGAAUGAAUAUGAAGAUGCACAUUGCAUAAAAUCAUAUCUUAUAAAAUUACCUGCAGUACGUACGUAAUUGUGCUGCAGUUACUAUUGUAAUCAUUUUGAAGCCAGGUUCUGUUGUUAGUGUUAUGGUAAGAUUAAGUGAUAUAGCUAUCUCUGGUCAUUUCUGUACUUAUCGUCAUUGAUUUCUUUCAUUUAUCUAAUAUCUGAAUACUGUAAUCAACAUGAUCUCCAGAGGUCUUUGGAUAUUGUAAAAAUACACUAAGCAAAAAAGUGCUGUAUGAAGAAUCUUAAGGUAAUCUGGAUUUGCCUCUAAAAGGGCAGUGCUGAAGAAAGUCGAAAGGUUGAUAAAUAUUGCAUCUGUUUUUUAUGCAAAAAUGUUUCAGGACUCGUAUUAUUAUCUGCCAUAAAAUUUUUAUAACUCUGAUGAACCAUUAGUAUAUAGGCAAGGCUUAUCAAUUCCAUUAUUAUAAGGCAAUCACAUUUCAUGUGUUUUAUCAGUCCAUAUCAGUGCAUGACUUACUAACUAAUUUUACUAACUUACUAACUAAGAAAACUAAUUUUUUUCAUAUUUUUUUAUUUGAAAUUUUUUUUGUUAUGUAUUACUUUUCAGUUAAUAGGGUACCACAUAGCACCAAACAUAAAUGCUAGGACAAAAUCUAGCUGUAGAACCUAAUGGCAUAUGCAGCUUAUGGAAGGGGGGAAGGCUGCAUUAUUAAAUAUAAAAUAAACAUAAAAUACAAAGAUAAAUACAAAGACAAAUAUAAAAAUUAAAAUAUAAGAGAGCAUGUAAUUAUUCCAGUUGGCAGGUUUCCUAGAAUUCAUUCCUAAUUUUAUUUAACAAAAUUCUACCAGUGUGAAUGCUUGGUAUUAGAAACAAUUGGAAUCAUUACCAGAAAAGGCAAACUUUUGAACUAGCAUUUGCUCUUUUUUUUUCUUUUAUGGUGUGAUUUUUUUUGUUGCACCUCCAAUCUGUUACCCUGGUAGCAUUUCUUUUAUGAUUUUCACAAAGAGGUCUUCUUGUAUGGAUGAAGUCUUUGGCUUGGACAAAUUUAAUCAUGAACUCAUAGUCAAUUGAUAACAGCCAAAUCUUGUAAUCUGUGUCUUGUCAUAAAAGAUGAAUAAAGGGGUAGGAGGUCAACAGCGCAAAAAGAAAAUUACUUAUGCUCAUUCUCUCUGUUUAUUUGUAAUGAUGUUGACAUAAUAUAAUAACUCAUGAUGAGAGAAAUAAAUUACAUAUGACACACAAAGGUAAUUGUUGCUGUGUUAAUUGAAAAAUACAAGUUUUUUUUUUUUUUUUUUUUUUUGUGUGUGUGUGUGUGUGUGUAUGAGAUAAGAAUACUACCUAUACAUUGACAUGUAAAAUGUUUGUUUAAUCUACAUUUCAUAUUCAGAUAGUCAGAGGCGAUGUUAAGUUCUUGGAAAGGUUAAAAAAUAUAUACACGAAUUUGCAAUUGAUGUAAAUUGGUGCCCUUAACUCCUGCGUAGUUCAAGGAUCAGCUGUUUAAAGAAGAUUACAAAAUAUAUAUUUGCAUUUUUAUAAAUGCAAAUAUGUUUUACUUCCCUUUUGUGAAUCAUAAAAUGUAUAUUACAUACUUUUAUUGUAAUUAUAUUUUAAGCUAAUUUUUUCAACCCAAGUUUACUUGCAUUAUAAUAUUUAUAAUAAAAAGAGGCAACAUCAUAACUCAAAGCAGAUAUUUGCAUCACUUGAGAAAUAUUUGCUGACGGUAAUAAAAUCAAAAUAAAUUAAUUCUAUAUGAUUUGAUAGUGAAAUGGAUCUUUAAUUUCAUGGUAAAGUCAUAAAUACUAGUAUGCAGUUCGCUAAUUUUUUAAAGUUGUUGAAGUCUCCAAAUUUUGAAACUGUAUGUAUCUUUUUUUAUGUUAUGCAUCUUUUUUAAUAUAUUACAUAUUGUUAUGGAUUUUAAUUUUUACAUUAUUUUAAUUUGCUUAUGUUUGUGAACAUGCUUGAUUCAAAUUUAACGUAAAAGAAGUUAUGUAUUUUGAGUUACUAAUUAUAAUUUUAUAUUUUGUUCUUAUUGCAAAAGAAAAGAUACAAUAUUUAAAAAAUAUGGUGGUUAGUUUUAAGAUGGAUUUUUUUAAAUUUAAUUUUUCAUGUAAGAGGUAAAGUUAUUAAAUUUGUAUUUUUUUUUAUUAAAGAUCAUGUUUGAUGAAUGAUGUGAGCUCAACUUUGGUAUUUUGUAAUGUUAUAAGUGUAUUUAAUGUUUUUUAAAAAUUAUUUUAAAAAAUUAUUUUAUGCAUUAAUUCAUCAAAAUACUACAUAUUAGGUAAAGUUAUAAAUUUGUAUUUUUGUUUUAUCAAAGAUCAUAUUUGAAGAAUGGUGUGAGCUCAACUUUGGUAUGUUGUAAUGUUAUAAGUGUAUUUAAUCUUUUUUUAAAAUUAUUAAAAAAAAUUAUUUUGAUGCAUUAAAUAGUAUUAUUUGCAUUUUUAAAUUGCUUGAAAAUUAUGUUGUGUGUAAAGUUUGUGAUUUUUUUCAUCAUUUGUGAAUCUCAUGUUAUUUGUAUAAAGAAAUACUCAAAGCUCCAAAAUACUAUAUUUAAGCAUUUAUAGAUUUUUCUGAUUAGUGUGUUCAAUUAUAAAUUAGUAUAUAAAAUUUUUCUUCAUUAAUGUCAUAUAUUGCACAAGUUAUUUUGAAAGAAUUAAAACUAAUAUGAAAACUUACAAAAAGUGCUCAUUUAUAUUCUUUUAUACUUCUAUAUGUAUACUUUUAUUCUAUAAUUACUUAUUGAUUACUUCGUGAAACUUGAAAAGAGAAACAAGUAUCAACACUUUCUCAGCCAAUGUGCAUUUUAUGAUUUUUUAUCUCAGAUUGCUCAUGCAGUCAUGUACAGUAGAUAAUCUUUUGAUACUUAUUUUUGGGUAUUUUUACCUUUGUAAUAAUAUGCCUCGAGCAUCCAAAACUGUUCUUUUUAGAUGAACUCAUGUUAUACUUGAAAUAUGCCUAGUCACCUUUAAUUUAAUGAUGUUUAUUCAUAAUUAAAUAAAAUAAAACUAACAUUUUUGCUGUCUA